AUGGCCCUAAACACAUUGUCAUGGCUAAAUCAAUGCUUCGUGGAAAAGAUUCUGCGAAAAUCGGAAGGCGACGAUUCGAUUCAAGUGAUCGAUGUAUUUUCAAAUCGGGGCUCGGACAAGGGUGACAACUAUAAUUGCGAUAUCGUCAGAAUUACUGCUGAAUUUUUGCGUGAAGAAAGUGAUCGUAAGAUUGUAGAAAAGAAAUCAAUCAUCGUUAAAGUUUCGCCCGCAAUUGAAAGUGUUCGAUUCAAUAUUCUUACACAAUCAGCUUUCUUUCAUACCGAGGUAUCGAUGAUGUUCAAUACUUUGGAUAAAAUGAAUAAAUUAUUAGGUCCAAAGCACCGUCUAAGUGGGAAAGGUUUAUACGUGCAAAAUGAAAAUCCAAUACUUCUGGCAAUCGAAGAUCUCAUGCCUCUCGGUUUUUGUAUGGCCGAUCUGUCUGGUCUCGACUUAAUUCAUUCCAUAUUGGCGCUUCGCGGACUAGCCAGAUUUCAUGCAGCCUCAGUAGUCAUAUGCGAAAAG
Molecule: messenger RNA, 522 nt
Organism: Wasmannia auropunctata (little fire ant)
Lineage: Eukaryota; Metazoa; Arthropoda; Insecta; Hymenoptera; Formicidae
Exons: 2
Source: RefSeq, a predicted model, not a curated record